AUGCUACGUAUCCCUGCACUUCGAGACGAGAAUGGUCGGGAUUUACUCAGUGAUGGCACAAGUUCCAACAAGAGCAGCCCCGCAGUCGAGACGGAGUGGAUGAGCGAUGCUAUCCGUGCAUUCGAUUGUGUUUGGCAUGAUCCAGCAAGGAGAAAGCAGCCCGGCUGUUUCCAACCUGGCAACGGCGGAUCUAGCAGGACUGCUGUAUCUCAAAAUAGACAGACCCUGGCCUCAGACACCUACCCUACUCCAUAUAGGAUGAUAAAACUGGAGCAGUCUCAUCAAUACUGGCAUACGAUGGAACACCCCUAUCAGCUUUCGCACGACACAAUAUCCCAAUUCUACAGCCCGGAUUGUUUGAAAGAAAAGCUGCUCGGCCCGGAGAACUACAAGGAUUGGACGGGCCGGAUGAAGAACCCUGAGCAGUGCGGUGGAUUGUGGAUCACUGAUGCUGAUGUUGAGGAGGCGAUACACAUCAGCUUAAGCACACAACGCAUCUAG
Messenger RNA from Penicillium hordei, 501 nucleotides. RefSeq lists its product as uncharacterized. The transcript has a single exon. The coding region runs from base 1 to 501 and encodes 166 amino acids. Lineage: Eukaryota; Fungi; Ascomycota; Eurotiomycetes; Eurotiales; Aspergillaceae. The record is from RefSeq and is a predicted model, not a curated record.